AUGCCUGCUGUUAGUCAAUGUGCUCACUGGUCUGCACAACUUCAAGCCAACACCCAUCUGCGCUUGAGGGGAAUGGAUGACCCCCCCCCCCCCCCUCCAUCCAGUUCAUCCAUUCGAUCUGUCUCAAGUGAUCCUGGACCCAGGAUCACAGUUCAGUGGGGGAAAGAAGAUGCUCUUACUGAUAUCCUUGUAGAUCACAUAACAUCUCACCCUGCUGAUAGUUGCAUUCUCUUCUAUUCCAAGGGUAAGAAAAUGGCUUCUACUGAUGGUGAACAGGCAUCAGGCAAGGACAAGAGCAACAUCUAUGUUGUCCUUGCCAAGCUCAUAUUUGCCAAUCAUGCCAAAUAUGGCACUGGAACCAUCAGAAUCCAAAGAAAUUUUGCAAUUUAUCUCAAAGUUAGAUACAAAAAACUCAAGGCUAGAUUAGGUGCCACUGGAGCUGGUAUACUACCUGUUGAAAUUUGUGCUGAAUGGAAGUGGUUUGUGGACCUUGAUGGUAUCUGUCACUUGAGCCCUGUGUUUGCAGUGGUGUCACACUCCUUGAGGCUAGGUGUUGAUCACACUGGUCAGAUGUAUGCACUUGUGCAACCAUCAUGUGGUGCAACUGCUGGUGGGACCUUGAGACAUGCACCAGGUGCCACUCAGCCCCAGCCCCAGCCCCAGCCCCAGCCUCAGACUUCCUGCAGCAUGAGCACUCAGUCCCUUGGCAGCAAUCCUCUGAUUGACCCAUGUCUUCUCCAACCUUCACCUCCUCUCCCUGAUACCCCUUCACCCACUGGCCCUGAUGCCCACCUUCACAGCCUCUCUUGCACUGAUGACCUGCAUCAUUCUGAUCCCUUUGCAUCACCCCUUGGUGAUGCUCUGGACCACCUGCAGGACAAUGUCAUGAUGCAGGAGGGGGAGGAGGAUGAUGAUGACUUGAUGCAAGAUGACAUGAUGGGCUACAAUAGUCCCCUGAAAGUUGCAGGGAAAAAGUGGUGCAGUUUUGUAUUGCCCUUGCCAUCUCCCCCUCCUGACCCACAGCCAUUCCACAUGCCCACAAAGGCACCUACCAACCCUUACCACAGUCAUGCUGCAUUUGGUCAGCUGCCCAUCCAGGGGCAUUACAAACUGCUGUCGAUGUUGUGCAACUUGUUGACUCCUUCAUCCACAACUUGUAACAUGACCCCAUCAUCUUCUUCAACCUCACAGACAUUGGUAUCAGCCCAACUGGAUAGUGGCAAGAAGAAGAAGAAAGCUAAGUCAGAUGUGCAGGAUCAGGUGGAGAAUUUGAUGGAGGAACUUGAGAGCAUUCAGUCUGACAUCAUGUCCCUUUGGGACUCCAAGUAUCAGUGGUUCAUUGUGAAGCUCUUGGUGAAGAGUGAAAAUCAGUGGGAGACCAAGAAAUACAACUGGCUUUGUGAUACAUGUGCACAUGAGGCAUCUCAAGCUGUCCUCACCCAUUAG
Molecule: messenger RNA, 1446 nt
Organism: Suillus subaureus
Lineage: Eukaryota; Fungi; Basidiomycota; Agaricomycetes; Boletales; Suillaceae
Exons: 4
Coding region: 1-1446 (481 amino acids)
Source: RefSeq, a predicted model, not a curated record